This is a messenger RNA of Capsella rubella, 6085 nucleotides long. Its product is annotated as COP1-interactive protein 1. The transcript is spliced from 8 exons. The record is from RefSeq and is a predicted model, not a curated record. Gene Ontology annotation, cellular component: cytoskeleton. The coding region runs from base 255 to 5753 and encodes 1832 amino acids. Lineage: Eukaryota; Viridiplantae; Streptophyta; Magnoliopsida; Brassicales; Brassicaceae.
ACGCACCGCGUCGGUCGUGCAGCUGCAACGCUUCUUACCUGUAGCCUCCUUCUUCUCCUUGUCCUCCCUCGCGAAUUUAUUAGUCACGGAUCUCUCUGACUCAAGAGCCGUUUCACACACUUCGUUCGAGUCUCUUUGUUCUCUCUCUCUCUCCCGAGUUUGAUUACGAAUAAUAUAUUGCUAAUCUCUAUCCUUUAAUCCUUCUCCGUUCUCCGAAUUCGUGGUAGAUCUGUUUUGGGAUCGUAUUUUAGAUAAUGCACGAGAAUGAUGAUAUUCCCCAGGAUUCGGUUGAUUCUGUAGCUGAUGGGGUUGAGAAUGAGGACGAGUCUAAUGGGAAAGAAGAGGCUGAUCCUGACCAGGGAACAGCUUUCGUUGAUAGUAAGGAAGAUAUGUUUGUUGAUGCCCCUGAAGAGUUGAAUUUUGAUACACCUAGCAGCAAGGAAGCUCCCACGACAGAUGACGAUGAUGAUAAUGGAGAGCGUCGAAAUCAAUUCAAUAAUGAAAAGGAUGGUGACUGGGAGAAGGAACUUGCAGGGCUUCAGGAGCAGUUUAAGCUUUUGACUGGUGAGAAUGAUUCGAAAAGUGAAGAUGGGAACACUAGUAAUGUGGAUAUUGUCAGCCGCUUCUCAAAGUUUCUAAAAACUGCCGAGGAAGAACGUAUUCAGCAUGAGGAUGCACUCAGGGGGCUUCACGAGGUUAUCAGCGGCAAGGACGCUGAGAUUACUGAUCUCACCACCAAGAUUUCAGAGCUUUCUUCCUCACAUUCGGUUUCUGAGCUGGGUCUUCAGGCACAGAACGAGGAGCAGCUGGAGGCUGCAACAGAUAGGAUCAUGGUUGCUCUGAGUCAUGUAUUUGGGCAGGAGGAGCUGCAGUACGGUUCUUCUAUCUCUGAAAAGCUUGCUCAUCUGGAGAACCGAGUUUCCUUUUUAGGUGCAAAGUAUACUGAAUUUUACUACGGUGCUGAUCAGUUAAGGAAGUGUUUGUCUAGUGAUGCGUUGGAUCUUACUUUCCAAGAGGAUUUUGGUUCAGCUCUCGGUGCUGCUUGUUCUGAGUUAUUUGAGCUCAAACAGAAGGAAGCAGCCCUGUUUGAAAGACUUACUCAUCUAGAAGAGGAAAAUAGGAAGUUUGUUGAACAAGUGAACACAGAUAAAGAAAUGAUUGAGUCAAUGAGAGCAGACUUUGAUAAAAUGAAGGCAGAGCUUGAGCAAGAAAAGACAAAGUGUGCUAACACAAAAGAAAAGCUCAGCAUGGCUGUAACAAAGGGGAAGGCGUUAGUUCAGAACCGGGAUGGUCUGAAGCAUCAAUUGUCUGAAAAAACCACAGAGCUUGCAAAUAGGUUGAUUGAAUUACAAGAGAAGGAGACUGCCCUUGAAAUUUCUGAAUCUGUGAAGGGCCAGCUGGAACAAUCGUUAGCCGAAAAGACUGAUGAACUUGAGAAAUGUUAUGCUGAAUUGAAUGAUAAGUCCGUAUCCCUAGAAACAUAUGAGCUUACAAAGAAAGAGUUGGAACAGUCUCUGGCCGAGAAAGCAAAAGAACUUGAAGAGUGUUUGAUUAAACUACAAGAGAUGUCAACAGCAUUGGAUCAAUCUGAACUCGACAAAGGCGAGUUAGCAAAAUCCGAUGCUAUGGUUGCAUCAUAUCAGGAAAUGAUAUCGGUGAGGAACUCUAUCAUUGAGAAUAUUGAAACUAUCCUGUCAAACAUAGAUACACCAGAAGAAGGUCAGUCUUUUGAUAUCAUUGAAAAAGUUAGGUCACUUGCAGAAGAGAGGAAAGAGCUCACAAAUGUUUCCCAGGAAUGCAACAGACUAAAAGAUUUCAUCUUCUCCAUUGACUUACCAGAGGAGAUUUCCCAAUCCAGCUUAGAAAGUCGCCUAGCCUGGCUUAGAGAUUCUUUUCUCCAGGGGAAAGAUGAAGUUAGCACCUUGCAAAACCAGAUGGAAAUUGUAAGCAUGUCUCUUUCAGCAGAAAUGGAGGAGAAAAAUAACAUUAAAAAAGAACUGGAAGAUAUCAUCUUCUCCAUUGACUUACCAGAGGAGAUUUCCCAAUCCAGCUUAGAAAGUCGCCUAGCCUGGCUUAGAGAUUCUUUUCUCCAGGGGAAAGAUGAAGUUAGUGCCUUGCAAAACCAGAUGGAAAAUGUAAGCAUGUCUCUUUCAGCAGAAAUGGAGGAGAAAAAUAACAUUAGAAAAGAACUGGAUGAUUUAACUUUCAAUUUGAAAAAAAAUGAGGAAAGUGCAGAGCGAGGUUCUUUUGAGAGAGAUGAAAUUGUGAGGAGACUCGUGGAAAUCUCUGGCUUGAUGACAGAAGGUGCCGAAGAUCAUACUUCUUCAUCUAUCAAUUUACUUGUUGAUAGAUCCUUCGACAAGAUAGAAAGGAAAAUCAGGGAUUCUAGUGACAGUUCUUAUGGCAACGAAGAAUUUGAAAGCUUUCAAAGUCUCCUUUAUGUGAGAGAUCAAGAGUUGUCGCUUUGUAAGGAAAUUCUAGGAGAGGAUGUGCUGGUUAGUUUGCAGGUAAGCAAUCUGUCAAAUGAGCUAAAAACGGCAUCUCAAGAACUUGCUUUUGUGAAAGAAGAAAAAAUUGCUUUGGAGAAAGAUCUUGAGCGAUCAGAGGAAAAAUCUGCUUUACUCAGAGACAAACUUUCUAUGGCUAUCAAGAAAGGCAAGGGACUAGUCCAAGAUAGGGAAAAGUUUAAAACUCAGUUGGAUGAGAAAAAAUCUGAAAUCGAGAAGCUGAUGCUCGAGUUGCAGCAGCAAGGUGGUACAGUUGAUGGCUACAAGAAUCAGAUAGAUAUGUUAUCGAGAGACCUAGAGCGCACAAAAGAGCUAGAGACUGAGCUUAUUGCUAUUAAAGACGAAAGGGAUCAACUCAAGCAAUCCUUAUCUUUAAAUGAUGCGUUGUUGCAGAAAGUGAUGAAAUCAGUUGAUAUUAUAGCUCUCCCUGUUGAUUUAGCAUCUGAGGAUCCGUCAGAAAAGAUUGGCCAACUUGCUGGGUACUUCAAAGAACUGCAGCUGGCCAGAGUAGAGGAGCAAGAAGAGCUAGAAAAGGUAAAAGCAGAAGUUGAUGCGUUAGCCAGUAAAUUAGCAGAAACCCAAACAGCUCUGAAGUUGGUUGAGGAUGCUUUGUCUACUGCAGAGGGUAACGUCAAUCAGCUUGCUGAGGAGAAUAGAGAAGUCCAAGCUGCCAAGGAAAUUAUAGAACUUGAGCUGCAAAAAACUGUUGCACAUGCGUCCUCUGUAGCUAGCGAACUGGAUGAAGCUUUUGCAACCAAAAAUACACUUGAAGCUGCACUCAUGCAGGCUGAACGAAAUAUAUCUGAUAUUAUUAGUGAAAAGGAAGAGGCUCAAAGCAGAACUGCCACUGCAGAGAUGGAGCUAGAGAUGGCGCAAAAUGAAAUUUCAGUUCAGAAUAACAAAUUAACGGAAGCACAUAGCACCAUAAAUUCACUUGAAGAAACACUUGCUCAGACAGAAAGCAACAUGGAUUCGCUGUCCAAACAAAUCGAAGAUGACAAAGUUCUGACUACAAAUUUGAAGAAUGAGUUAGAAAAGCUUAAAAAUGAGGCAGAGUUUGAGCGUAGCAAGAUGGCUGACGCUUCCUUGACAAUAGGAUCCCUUGAAGAGGCACUGAUGAAGGCAGAGAAUAGUCUUUCUGCUUUACAAGGAGAAAUGGUGAAAGCUGAAGUCGAGAUAUCAACUCUUAGUAGUAAACUUAAUGUGUGCAUGGAAGAGUUAGCUGGAUCAAGUGGAAACUCACAGAUCAAAUCUUUAGAGAUUAUUUCUCAUCUUGAUAAUCUCCAGAUGCUACUGAAGGAUGGAGGUCUAGUUUCCAAGGUGAAUGACUUCCUUGAAAGGAAAUUCAAGAGCCUUAGAGACGUGGAUGUCAUUGCUAGAGAUAUCGUAAGAAAAUUUGGUGAGAAGGGUUUAUUGGAAGGGGAAAUGGACAUCGCUGAGGACGAUUCAACUGUGGCACAAUCGUUAUUGAAUGGCCUUGAUGAUACAGUGAACAUAGAGGUUGAGAAUAGUCAAGGGAAUGCAGCGGCUGAAGAUGAAAUUUCUUCAUCUCUUAGGAAGAUGGCAGAGGGGGUUAGGCUUAGAAACAAAAUCCUCGAGACUAACUUUGAGGGUUUCUCAACUUCCAUUGAUACGCUCAUUACGGUAUUGAUGCAAAACAUAACAGCAGCUAGGGCUGAUGUGAUAAAUGCAUUGGGUCAUAAUGAGUCCCUGAAAGAACAGGUGAAGAGUGCAGAAGAUAUUGUCCACGAACAGGAGGCCACUAUAUCUGCAUUACAAAAAGAUUUGUCAUCUUUGAUGUCUGCAUGUAGUGCGGCUGCCAGAGAACUGCAGUUGGAAGUGAAAAAUGACCUCUUGGAUUUGGUUCAGUUCCAAGAAAAUGAGAACGGUGGUGAGAUAGAAUCAACUGAAGACAUACAGGAUCUUCAUGUAAAUGAAUGCGCCCAGAGAGCAAAAGAAUUAUCUUCUGCCGCAGGGAAGGCAUGUACUACUCUUAAACUCUUUGAGAAAACAAAUAACUCAGCUACCGUUGUAAUCCGAGAUAUGGAAAACAAACUAAAAGAAGCAUCUGUCGCUUUAGAAAAGGUUGUGUCAGAAAGAGAUCUAAACCAAACGAAGAUUUCAAGUUCUGAGGCCAAGGUGGAAUCUAUGGAAGAGAUUUGCCAAGAUCUUAAACUUCAGUUGGAAAAUCUCAGAGCAAAGGAAGAGAUAUGGCAUGAAAAAGAAGUGGAACUGUCUACAUUACAAGAUAAACUAUUGGGUCAAGAGCAAGAAGCAAAGGAAAAUUUAGUUCCAGCAUCUGAUAUGCGUGCCCUUUUUGAAAAAAUAAAUGGUAUUGAGGUGCCUUCAGUAGAUCCAGUCAAUGAGUUAGGUCCACGGAGUCCAUAUGAUGUAAAGAAGUUGUUCUCGAUUGUUGAUAGUGUUACUGAGAUGCAGCAUCAGAUAAAAGUCUUAUCAUAUGAACAAAAAGAGCUCAAUUCCAGCUUGGCAGAAAAGGAUCUUGAAAUUCAAGGUCUGAAGGAGGCGGCUGAAGCAGAGAGUACGACUGAGCUAGAGUUAGUGAAGGCAAAGACUGAACUGUCCAAGCUAAUAUCUGGUUUGGAAAAACUGCUGGGUAUAUUGGCGGGCAAUGAUCCUUUGGGAGACCCAAACUUCUCUGAGUCAUGGACACUCGUACAAGCACUAGAGAGAAAGAUAACUUCCCUUCUCCUAGAAUCAGAGAGUUCAAAAUCAAGGGCCCAAGAACUUGGGUUAAAGUUGGCCAGUAGUGAAAAACUUGUCGAUAAGUUAUCAUUAAAAGUCAAAGAAUUUGAAGAAAAACUUCAAAGCAAAGUGAUUCAGCCUGAUAUUGUUCAUGAAAGAAGCAUCUUCGAAGCACCUUCUACCUCAGAGAUAUCCGAGAUUGAGGACAAGGGAGCCUUGGGAAAAAAAUCAAUAUCACCUGUGCCUACAGCAGCGCAAGUGAGAACAGUGAGGAAGGGGUCGACAGAUCAUCUUUCUAUCAACAUAGAUUCAGACUCCGAGCCUCUGAUGAACCACAACGAAACAGAUGAAGAUAAAGGCCAUGUUUUCAAAUCUCUCAACAUGUCUGGGCUUAUUCCAACGCAAGGGAAGAUGAUAGCAGAUCGGGUGGAUGGAAUAUGGGUCUCAGGUGGAAGAGUAUUAAUGAGCCGUCCUCAAGCAAGGCUUGGCGUUAUGGUGUACAGUCUCUUAUUGCAUCUGUGGCUCCUAGCCUCCAUCUUGUAGCAAGACAGGUGACACUUAGGUCUCUCACAUGAAACUACCUACUACACACAAAAGAAACACAUAGAUUACUCAGUCUCUCCUCUCUCUCUUCUCUAUUCUUCCCAUUCUUUGUCGACCCGCGUAAGCAGAGAAUGAUAGGUGUCGUCUUGUAUAUAUAAAAUGAAUAAUGUCUCGAUUAUCUGCGAGCUUUUUCCAUCUUAGUUCUUCAGUUUCUUAGUCCUAGAAAUGUUCUAUUAGGACUCCGAAAUGGAGCAGUACGUUAUAACAGUUGGGUUUGUUUGUUUCUCAAAGUUUUUUUCAGAAAAGUGAAACAUCUGUUCCAUGACUUACAA